Neodiprion fabricii is the source of this 1865-nucleotide messenger RNA. RefSeq lists its product as uncharacterized. Gene Ontology annotation, cellular component: extracellular region. The record is from RefSeq and is a predicted model, not a curated record. The coding region runs from base 293 to 895 and encodes 200 amino acids. Lineage: Eukaryota; Metazoa; Arthropoda; Insecta; Hymenoptera; Diprionidae. Gene Ontology annotation, molecular function: chitin binding. The transcript has 3 exons.
CAGCUUCAGUCUUUCUCGUUCCUACAGGCAGCCAAGACGCGGUUUUAAAACGAAUCAAGCCGAGAAGAGGCUCUGAAAAAUAUUUCGCGUAGAUCGUUAUAGAAACGACGAGAGAGUUCCGCGAUAACGUCGAAUAGAAUACGUGAUUGGGGUUGCUUCGAUUUCGAGGAAUGAUGCAGCGUCCGAUCGGUUCGCGAAAAUCGUGAAAAUCGCACGAAUUUUCAUACGAUUCUCUCUUUAAGUGAACAGAGAGAAAAACCCGUCGCCUCUACGCAGGAGAAUCCCAGUGAUCAUGAGGGUUUUAAGCACCGUAGUAAUUUUCAUCAGUAUUGAUAUUCUCCUACCUGCAACAGACGGAGUCGAAGAUCGAGGCCAGAGCGGAUCGAAGAUCACUAAAAGGACGAAGCCUCUCGACCCGGAGGAGGAGGAUUAUUAUUACGACGAUGUAGACGAGCGGAACAAUCCAACGAAUGGAGCGCCAGUCGCGCCCCCAGGAUUUCUGAGUCCUUCGGUGAGAGAGUACCUGGAUCUUGGUAAAUCUAUACCCGGAAGGCCAGGAACGGAUUACCCGGUCCUAGGGACAGUGCCAUACACGAAUUUUUACUGCGACGAUCAAGCCUAUCCCGGUUUUUUCGCCGACGUUGAAACAAGGUGCCAGGGAUGGCAUUACUGCGACAUAGACGGAAGACAGGCGAGCUUUCUCUGUCCGAACGGUACUCAAUUCAGCCAGGCGGUAUUCGUCUGCGAUUGGUGGUUCAACGUCAGGUGCGAACUAAGCCCCAAGCUUUACGCCAUCAACAGUCGCCUCUACCAAAGGCCGACGGAAAGCCCGACGAGGCCGCAUCGUGUCAUAACCAAGGAGUUACUCGAAAACAUCUUCGUCAAGCGAAAAUGAGAGGAAAUCGAAGACGAUACGAAAGAAGGGAGAAUAAUUCGAACAAAGAUACGCCUUUUUACGAGAGGGUAAAAAACGGAAAAUUCAAAAUGGACAAAUUACUAUUCGAUUCUUGCGGUGAAUUAUUACGCGUAACGAUGUAACAUCCUUAGUACUUAAACCGUAUAUAUGGGGGUAGUCAAAAUAAACGUGAACAAGGUUUGACCUCGACCCCCAUCGAAUUCGUCGCCGAUUUAUUUCCUACUUCUACUCUACUCAAAUAUAAAUUUAAAAUUCUGAAUUGGUCGUAAAUUAUUUUUGUCAGAAUUUUCCGACAGUCGCAAGUCAUUGUUUUCGACGAAAAUGUACAAAAAUCGAUUUUUCUCAAAAACUACAUUCUCGACAAAUUUCAAACUUUUUUUUCAAUUUACUUUUGACUAAAAGGAAAACUUUCUUUUAUAUUUCACGUAAAAUCGCCCGGCCGUUGUUUGGUAGCUAAGUUUCUUUUUGCACAUCAAUAUGCAUGUUACACGGAUUUUAACAAUUGGCCGCAAUAUUUCUUCGAACCAUUAUUCAUCCACUCGGUAAAAAAACGACGACUCACGAUUUUCAGAAAAUUCUGAAAAAAUUAUUUUCGACCAAUUCAAAAAAAACAACCCAAUUUUCUUCCAGAUGCACAGUUUUCGAGUUCUGCAAGAUGAGAUCUAAAAUAACUACUCCUAAGCGACAGGUGGAACAAAAACUGAAAAAAUUAGAAAAUUUUAUACUUGGUGGAGUGGAAAUAUGAAAUAAAUCGGCUACCGAUUCAUUUGGACUACCUCGCAAGCAUGCACAACGAAUCGAAAGUAUUUUACUUCGUUUCAAUAUCAAAUUAUUUUUCGGCCCUCACGUUGUUCGUACAGGUUGUAAAAAAAAAAAAAAAAAAAAAAUUAGGGCAUUGAACUUUUGUAAUACGUCACGAAUCUUUGCAAUUCACGACAUCUGUUGUUGA